CAAGAUAAUUGAUAACAACGUCCCCAUUCCAGAGGAAAAAAAGUUUGUAUCAUUUAAUUCUUCGUAAGACUAUUUAGCAACUGAAGGCGUUGCAAUAACCCUUUUCUGAGCAAAGUGCAUAUGAGAAUACAAAGCCCACAUGGGGGAGGUUUCCGUUCUGUUACAUCUGGCCGGUUGCUUUUCCGGAUGUUACUUUAGUACGAUGCUAAACCUUGUACAGCUAUGAUUCUGUGAACAGUAAUUUGUUAAGAAUGAGUUUAAAUCAAAUGAUCAGCGAGCAAAACUGCAAUGAAAAGUUCGUGGCAAAUGACAACCUUGCACCUACUUGUAGCAGCAAACUACCGCAUACUACAGGGUUCCACUGUGACUCCCGCAAAACUCUGCAAACACUAGCUGAUACAUUUGCAACUUUACCGAGGGGUCGUAACAGGCAGCUAAUAUUAUCAAGGACCAAUUCAUUAGUGGACGCAGAGGAUUCUGAAAGAAAGCUGCAUAUCUUAGUGAAACAAGAUAAUCAGACAUUCGGGUUUGAAAUCCAGACUCAUGUGUCAAAUCACCCAAAUGCUGACAAUCAUGAAGUAUGUACCUUCGUCUACAGAGUGCAUGAUGGUACUUGUGCUCAAGGUGCUGGACUGAAACCUGGUGACAUUUUGGUCAACAUCAAUGGAGUGAGCACUGAAGGUUUUUCCCAUCAUGACAUAGUGACCCACAUAAAGUCUUCGGGCAACUUGCUCAGACUGGAAACUGUGCAAGGAGCCAUCUUAAAAAAGCUUGAACUGGAAACAAAGCUGCGUCAUUUAAAACGUGCUUUGAAAAAGAAAGAAACUGAGCUGCAUGCACUGCUUUCAGAAGAACAACGCCUUCUUCGUGGACUAGAUGGCUGCCAGAUAUCAGAAGCUGUGGAGUCACCUGGGCCUAACAUAAGUGAUAGCAGCCCUGUGCAAGCAGAUCCUGUCCAUAGAAGUAGGCUUCGAUUUUCCAGUGCAAGCAGCUGCAGAAGUCAGCUCAGCUUUAUGACUGAGGACAGCGAGGAUGGCUUUUUCUCAUCCCCUGUGUUUGAAGACUCUUGUUGUGAUAGCCCAUGGAGACGGGCAAGUAUAGAUGAAGACUGUUUCUUCCAAAGGGACAUUGACAUGCCAGUGCGAAAGUGCACUUUAUCAAGGAACAGAAGUAUCAGUAUUGCCAGCAAUAGUAGUGGGUCUCUGUCUCCCUCGUGGGAUAUGAAUAACUGCUCGAAUAUCUACGGAACAAUUCCACGAAAAACUAGGAAAGGGAGCAUUAGAAGACGCUUCAUGAAAUUUAUUCCCGGACUGAACAGAUCUGUGGAGGAAGAAGAAAGUAGCUUUUAGAAUUUUAUUGCUUGUUGUCAAUAACGGUGCCAUUUAAGGGUUAAAAUCACAAAAAAACUGACAGGAACAUAACACCAUAGUUGCCGAUAUAAAUAUAUGUAAAGAACUGUGGAUUGAAGAUGCCUGUACUCAUACCUGUCUCAUAAUUGUUUCUGAUGACACUUGCACAUGAUAUGUACUGCAUCAAUACACAGUGACUUUUUGUAUGCAUUAGUACAGCUUUGGCUGCAGUCUCUAACAUGCACUUACUUUUCCAACAUCACAGGAGUCCUGCUGUUUGCAUAUCUGUGCAAACAUGUAUUUGUUAAUGCAUUGCAUUUAACAGUAUUAAGGAAAGUAUGCUGUGUGCCAAAGCUUAUUUAUAUUUAUAAUGUGAAACAUUGUAAACUGUUUAAAGAGUUUGUGAGAAUCUUCACAUGAAGGUCUGUAGCAGAGCAUCCAUGAAUGCAUGACCUAGCUAGUGUUCUAUAUCAUAACUCUUUAUUAGUUUACAACAUUGUGGCAAAACAACAAAGUCACACCCAGUUGCAAAGCCUAAUUUACCUGUAACAGCACUUAACUUUUAUAUUGCAAAAAUUAUGCAUUUUAAUGCAGUCUGCAACUUAUUUUAUUUCAUACUGUCCACUGCUUUAUUAGUUGUUACUAACAGUCAUGCAUACUAGCAUUAUUCACCAUUACCUUUAAAAUACACAGUUGUAUAUUUUCCAUCAGUAGAUUUUGUGUUGUCAUAGAGGUGCCUUUAUCCUUAGAUAUACUGCAUCCAUAUGGUGCCUUACUGGCAAAUAAAAGUAUAUUGCCAGCCUGACAAAAACAUGCUUUCAUAACUGACAGAAUGCAUGUAAUGUUUAUUAUAAUUCUUGUGAAUGCCACAUUUACGUUUAGGCACUCUGUGAAAUGUAACUUCAUUUAAAGAUGAUCAUUGUGUUUCACUGUUGCAGUCAUUGCACUUGGGUUAUCCUGCUGGCAGGCUACCCACA
Molecule: messenger RNA, 2326 nt
Organism: Protopterus annectens (West African lungfish)
Lineage: Eukaryota; Metazoa; Chordata; Ceratodontiformes; Protopteridae
Gene: CYTIP
Product: cytohesin 1 interacting protein
Exons: 8
Coding region: 252-1349 (365 amino acids)
Molecular function (GO): protein binding
Source: RefSeq, a predicted model, not a curated record